AUGUUGUUGUUAACGCUGUCCAUCCUUCUAUUGACUGCUUGGAGGUACGCCUAUGAUUACGUGGUAGAAGGGGGGUCUCUCACUGUGACUGCCAAUAAAAGUGCAACCGACCCUUCUGAGCUGUCCUACAGUUUGAUAUUUGAAUGUCCAUCAACUUGUGCCGAGAGUUUGAAGACCUUAGUAACCGUCGCUGACAACGCAGGACGUGGUUUUGUUAUCAAGACAACUGACAACACAGUUGUGGAGCCUCAAUUUGUCAUCGUAGUUAUAGUCAGUGACAAAGCAAGGAACAUAGAACUCCAACGUCUCCGGUUUACAUUUAUUGACAAUGAUGGACCUGAGCAGGUUUCUCAAAGAGAAGAUUCAGCUGAUCCUAUAUUCUUCGUUGUUAAGAACCCGCCAAAUAUGCCAAACACCAUUUAUUCUUUAGUUGAUGUCUCGGAUCAAAGUUUUAGAAAACAAUGGUACUAUGAGCCCUUACAAGUAGAAUUCCAGGCAAACGAAGCAGGAACUAAGAAAAUUAGAUUACAUCCAAAGGAAGAUAACACAGUGGACGGUGACCAGCGAUCUGUGAUAGUUGUAAAGCGCGUGUCCACAUGUGAAGGAGUGCAACGUUAUUAUUCUCAUCAAAUCAUCAAAGUGGAAGACAUCGAUGUAAACGGACAGUGGUCAGAAUGGUCCGAUUGGACCAAAUGUUCGAACACACACGCUCCGUUCUGCGACCAUACGAGGACGCGCACCUGCCAACUUCCGCCCGGGGUUCUGAGUGGAAAUCCAGUGUGUGUUGGUGGAAACCUCGAAAAAAGAGACUGUGCAUGCCAACUUAUAUUUCAUUUUCAACAAAAUAAUAAAUAACAAGAAAUGUCAAGAAUUUCAUUUCAACUCCUUAAAGUUGACUUACAAGGUAAAUUAAUAAUACUUUGCAAAUUACAAAGUUGUCAGACGUUGCGCAGAUUCCACAUGGAGCAAGGAUACUCGAUAUCUUUUGUUUUAAACACAUUUCAAAAAAUCCAUAAAUUUUGUAAACAUUGCUAUUUUAAGCAGCCAUUUGACGAAACCGAUUAAAUUUAAGCUCAAUUAGUUCAUGUACAUGUAUAAUAUAGAACUGCAUUCUCUGAGAAAUAAAUAAUCUACAAUAAUACAUGUACUUUGU
Messenger RNA from Magallana angulata, 1153 nucleotides. RefSeq lists its product as uncharacterized. The record is from RefSeq and is a predicted model, not a curated record. The transcript has 6 exons. NCBI's taxonomy places the organism in Eukaryota, Metazoa, Mollusca, Bivalvia, Ostreida, Ostreidae. The coding region runs from base 1 to 855 and encodes 284 amino acids.